Messenger RNA from Xyrichtys novacula (pearly razorfish), 14664 nucleotides. The record is from the annotation of a GenBank genome assembly. Lineage: Eukaryota; Metazoa; Chordata; Actinopteri; Labriformes; Labridae.
AUCAACACAGACUACUUUCUUUUUUUCUUAUCUCAACACUCGGACACCGUGAGGAUGUGGUCCUGUAUCACUGAUUUCUUUACCUAUGAAACCACCAAGUCGGUGGUCGUGAAGAGUUGGACCAUCGGCAUCAUCAACCGCGUUGUGCAACUCCUCAUCAUCACCUACUUUGUUGGGUGAGUGUUCCUCUUUAUGCAAUAUAUGUAUAUAUUGAUGAACAAAACUUGAUUUGACUGUGGGGGAUCUUUAAAAUGAUAUAACAUCAUUUCAGAUAUCAAGGAGCAUAACUAAAAAUGCACAAAUACAUUCAGAGAGCUGAACUGGUAAACAGAGACACUAAUCAAACACUACUUAAACUUGUGCUGAUUAUAUUUUCUUAUUGAAUAUCUAUCAAUAUUAUAUCAUUCAAUUCACAAUUACUCAUUAAUUAUUAGUGUCUUUAUAAUAGUAAUAAAUCAAAUGCCAAAUGUUUUAAGGCAUUUCAGACUUUUACACUGAGUCAUUUAAUGGCAUAGUCCGACCCCAUGGGGCCAUUUUAGGCAACAUACUGUAGACUGAAGCCUUGAUCACUGGUUCCUCUCUUAACAAGUACAAGUGUGGCAGUUAACAGACUGGAAAUAUUAUCUUUAACAUACUUUCGCUCAUCAUCUUAGUCUAUAAUUAUACAACAGUAUUAUGAACUCCUCGCUUUGAGGCCAAGCAGCAUUCUCCAGUCUUAAGAAAUGAAGCUGAUGCAGUAGCGCUAAAAACUGUAGUUCUUUGAGUGUCCACUUGAGGCAGCCUGUAGAAGUACCAGAAACCAAAAAAGCCCAUUUUGGACCUGAAUGGGACAUGAAGUUUCUGUAGAUAAAAUGUUACCUUUACAAGACUUGUGAAUCAGAGGCUGACCUGACUGACAUGUGGGACACGCUUUAAAACUCCACUUCACAAACAAAAACUAGUGGAGUCAACAUUUCUUUCGAUUAUUGAUUACAGUGAUGUGUUAUACAUGAGAAUGUUUAAUGCCUCCACAUGCUGGAUAGUGUGUAUCAUGGUGCUCUGAGGUUUAUUACGAACUGUGGAGCUCCAACUCAUCAUUGUGUCUUAUCCAGUAAAGUAAAUUGGCCAUCUUCACAUGUACGCCGGCUCAGCCAUUGGUACAUGUUGAUUUAUAAGGCUAUUCUUCAGAUGACUCCAUCUUGUAUAUCCUCUCUUUUAAUCUUGAAUAAUAGGGCCUACAGUCUCCAUUUUUACCAGGACUUUUAUCAUUUUACUGUUCCUAAGGUCAGAACAGAGAUGGGGAAGAAAGCUUCUAGAUUUUCUGCUCCGAGUACAUGGAACAUCUUGCAAUCAGACCUGAAACUCCAAAGUCUGGUAUCUCUGAAUGUAUUCAAAUCCAUGAUAAAUUCCAUUACAUCUAGGCUUCAGGAGUGCAAAUGUUUAAUUUGAGUGCAAAUGUUUGACUAAUCUUGUAAAAUCUUUUAACUAAUUUUGAAUUAUUUUGAAUUUUGAUUAUUUGUAUUCUUUUCAUUCUAUAUGAUUAAUGUGAUUAUGUAUUGAAAUUAUCUGUGCUGCCAGUCUUGGCAGUCUCUUGCAAAAGAGAUCUUGGAUCUCAGUGGGACAAACGUGGUUAAAUGAAGGUUAUAAUAAUAAAAAUAGGUGAAUUACUUGACGCCAUGUCAACAUAUUUAUACAUAUUUCACAUGUUAUUAAGUACCUCUUAAUAAAUACAUAAAUAAAUAAAUAAAUAAAUAAAACCCCAAAUGUAUUAUUUUUUUUUUUUUUUUUUGCAUCAGCCUGUGAUAAAUAGGUGUUUUGAUAUAGAACCAGGCAGGCUUUCCUGAGCUUUAUGAGCCAGCCACCUAGUGGAUAUAUGUGGAACUGUAUUUAUUCAUUUAUUUUUUUCUAUUGGUUUAAACUUUUGAAAACCAAAGGUUGCCUACAACGAAUUUACCAACUCUGGUGUGUUAAGUCUGGUGUGCUUGAGAUCUGUAAUAAAUGAUAAGAUCACACAUUGGUGUUUUGUGUGUCUCUGUGAAAAAUGUAUUUGACAUUGAUUUUAAGCCUUUCUCUGACAGAUGUUGCUAUUCAGUUAAAAUUACAGUACCUCCAUUACACAGACAUGCAGACCAGAAACUUGACUGAAUAGCUUGUACGUGUUUGUGCCUCUGGUGUAUUUCAGGUGGGUGUUUCUUUAUGAGAAGGCUUAUCAGAUCAGAGACACAGCAAUCGAAUCCUCUGUGAUGACCAAGGUCAAAGGUUUUGGGGUCUAUAACAACAGAGUGAUGGAUGUUGCAGACUAUGUAACACCUACACAGGUAAAUCCAGUUUUAAUCAUUUAUUGAUUAAUGUACCUGAUUUCUCACUGUCUUAUCUACUUGAUUGGUUCACAGGCUGGCAACAAUGCAGAUUUACACUAAACAUCACAGUUUGUUUAGACAGAUAGAUAGGUAUACUUUUUUGAUCCCAAACUAGGAAAUUCACACAUGUAGUGCACUGUUAUGCCCCUCUUAUGUGGUAGCUCUUGUUGCUUGUUGCUGGUUUUGUUAGAAGGUCGGUGUCACCAGUGUAAAAACAAUGUAUGUGCAGAGGCCUCUGGAAAACAAGAUCUGAGCAUAGAUUUUUCUGAAUGAGAGAAUUAGUGUUGAACCUUUAAAGAAGAGAUGACAUGAAAACUGCUAUGGCAAAGCAAAGUUACAACAGACAAAAUAUAGAUACACCAACAGGAACAGAUUAACAUUUGGAUUAAUAAAAAGUAGGAAGUAGUGACAACUGUUUACAAAAUCUGAUCUCGGACAGUUUUUUCAUGUGUGCGGCAAGAGUAACCCUAUCAAAGAAUUUGAAUAUUUCACAGGUUUCGUGGUUCACCUGUGGAAAUAACUGUGUUAUCUGCAUACACUCAAAUAUUGCAUUCUUUUCCCAACAGGGAGCCUCAGUCUUCUGCAUAAUCACCAAAAUGAUCACAACAGAGAACCAGUUCCAAGGAUACUGUCCUGAGGUCCGCUGCUUUUACUUCUGUAAUUAGUUUUCACAGUCAUUUAUACCUCGAUAAUUUCAACUACUUCCCACCGUAUAUGGCAGACGCAAGCUUGACAUCAAACAGGAGCACCUGAAUGUUAUAGCAUAAAAGUUAGGAGAAUAAUUUAUACUUUAUCAUUGUUUCUUCCAAAGAUAACAGAUAUCUGUAUUGUUUUUUUCACAUUUUACUGUCAGUUCAAUUUCUGAUAGUGCUGUGAGUCCUCAUGCUUAAUGGAUUUUUUUUUUUUUAAACUGAAAAUGGACAAAACACAGUUUUUAUUGCCAGAGGUGUACACAAAAUUUGGUGUGAAAGGCAGAAAGGAUUCAUCUAAAGUUGCUGUGAUUAACUUUCGGUUCGCUGUUUCGGUUUGGUUUUGGUGCCUCCUGUGAUCAAAACAGAGCUUGUUUUGGCUUGUUUAGUUUGGUCCUUCUCUCUUUCAAUCAGCAGAUAUAUUUCUCAUAGCAAAUCUUUGUUAAAGAAGAUGUAAAAUAAGCUACUUCGCUGGUUCAGUCUCAGUUUCAGUCUGUGUCAUAACCAGUUCUCACAAGAACUUUGAUAAUAAUAUAUGAUUUGUAUCAUUAUCAGAAUGAACGAAACAGAUGCAAUCAGGGCUAAGCUUGAGUAGUCAUAGCAUAUUAAACCAAAUGCUGCAGGACUUUUGUCACCGAAGUAAAGUGCACUCUGCAAAACCAGCUUGAAUUCAUGAUUCAGAUCUGGGUCUUUCUUUUGGUGUUGUGACAGUGGCCUUUAAACCCAGGGUGGGAUUCCAGUGUGUCCUAAAGUGAAAAAAAAAAAGACUGUACAGUCUGUUGUAUUAAAUGAACAUACAUGCCACUGAAGUCACACAUGAAUACAGUGUCAUCUCCACAGAGAGUGCUCUUGUCAGAAUUAUUACCAAGUGUGUGAUUGUCAUUGUUUGUGUUCCCCAGUCUGAAACCAAGUAUAAUUGCACUCACGACAGUGACUGCACCAAGUUCCUUAACAAACCGGGGAGUAAUGGUGAGCUAUCUCUGUUUUCAACCUCCUCUCUUAUGUCUGUUUCAUCAUAUCUCUAGUUAUGCUUCUGCACAUAAACUGUCAAUUGAAAAGUAUGGACUGGUAUUUAUGUCUAAGUGUCCAAGUCUGUGUGAUCUAUAUGUAUAUGUAAUGCCUUUCUCGUGUGCACAACUUUUUUUUUUUUUUUUUCCUGUUCAGGAAUUCCAACAGGGAGGUGCGUUCAUUUCAACUCCUCCCUCAUGAUGUGUGAGAUACAAGGAUGGUGUCCUGCUGAGAUCGACACCAUUACGACGUAAGAUGAUAAGCUGCAUGAAUUGAUGCAGAUGCCUUUUAAAGCCCCUGCAAUGAUACAGGAUACUGACCCAAUACUCGGACAGAAAAUAGAGUUAUGAUUCACAGUUCAGUAAAAAGACUUGACUCUAUUAGAGCAAUGCUUGUUGGAAAGCCACUUCUUUCAUAUCUAAGCCCUGUUUUUGAUGUGUUUGAGACUGAUUCACUGUAGGCUAGUUUAGGCUCCACAGCUGAUUCAUAUACAGACACAUAGGUAUUUUGCUUAUUUUUCUCUUCUGUAUUUAUGCAUCUUUUUUUGGAGGCUUAUAUGUAUUGACAUAAUUUUGCAAUACCACCAGAGAUUAUGGGAGCAGUGUUGGGCAGUAUGGCUAACAGUUGCCCAAGGCCAGAUGGAGAAUAUUUUACACUAAUGGCAAAACUUUGUAGGGAGGCUGUGCAACUUAGUUAGUAUUGUAAAUAGAGCACAGUACAAGCUAAAGCAGGCCACAAAGCCAGACUCAAUCUGCAUUACAUCAGCUGAUUAUACUAUUUGCCUCAGGCUUUGAUAUUCCAUGUAUUUUUGUUGAAGGUCAGGGAGCUCUUGAACAGCCAUACCACCAAAUAUAACUAGAUAAUUUACCCUCUUUAAAAUGCUUUGAUGGUUGAUUUAUUUUACUGUAUUUAAAUGUAAAAAUGUGUUGUCUCUGAUGUUGCCAUAUAACCCCUUAGACUCGCAAUAUCAAAAACCAGCAAACAGGUCCCGAACCUCUCUGUGGUGAAAUUGCAGUCUUUGUCAGUAGAGGCUGGUACCUUUGAAAGGAGCUGUAUACUGGCUCCAGGCUUGGUUAAGAUAUAGACAUGUACCUUCACAACAAAAUGGCUUUCUCUGUAGAGAUCCUUAAUGGUUGACAGAAUUGGGUUUAAUGGUAAAGUUACACUGAGUGUUGGUUCUGAGGGGUUUGAUAAAACUGAAAAAAAGUUAUGCAGCCUCAAACACACUCUUAAAACAUGGUCAAUUUGUUCUUUUUGACAUCUUCAGUUCUUUACUGUUUCUCGCAGUUCGCCAAUGAUGGAAGUGGAGAAUUUCACUAUUUUCAUUAAGAACAGCAUCCGCUUCCCGACCUUCAACUACACGAAGUAUGACUAUUUUGAUUGUUAACCUGGUGAUAAUGGUGCUGUAUAGUGACUAGCUAAAGAUAUGCCUGUCUUUGUGCAGAGGGAACUUCCUCCCGACCAUCACUGACUCUUACAUCAAGAAAUGUAACUUUGACUUGGUCAACAACACGUACUGUCCCAUCUUCAGAGUUGGAGAUGUAGUUCGAUAUGCACAGCAGAACUUCAACAUACUGGCUAACAAGGUAAGGUCAAGAUGUUCCUAAAGGGUUUCUGAGUCAUGUGGUUAAAAGAAAUCUGCAGGGAAGAUGAAAUUAUGGUCUUUAAGUACUAGGAAGUCCAAUCACACAGCUUUGGACAUCUUCCUGAGAAGCUAACUGGUUCUUCAACGAUCCAAACUGAACCUUUCAGUCCUCAUCCAGAGAGUGCUGGAAGUCAUGCAAAUUUUCUGUUUGUCAUAUUUUUUUUCCUUGGAUUUCUACUGAAGAAGGACUCAACAUUCACCAUGGAGACAUUCCAACUUCUCUACAAGCAGAUAUCUGCCUGAAACAUUUCCUCCUUAAUGACCAAUCUGCCUGAUGCUUUGUUGUAUGAUCCCAUGAGCAGAUGCAAUCCCUAUCCUACUGGAAAUGCAUCAGAAACAAUUGAUCAGACUUCCAUCCAACAAACAUUUGGAAAGUCACUUUUUCUUACCAUUACCUUUUUUAGACACCCCCCCUCCCCCCGCAUCACAGUUAUUUUGGAAAAACUGGAAAUGACAAAGAGUUGGUGUCUUUCACAAUCUUCCACCGCUGGACAGUGACAACAGGUGGAUCCAAGGUUGAGUUGUCAAUAACCUCAAGGUCCUUUAGUUCUGUCACUCCUAUUUGUGUCAAUCCUUGUCACUUUCCUUUAUUUUCAAUAACAACUAAUUUUUUAGAGAUUUCCAUUAUGCAGAUGAUUUUCCAAUGUGUGUGUGAAAUCAAGAGUUUUGCUAGAAUCUUGGCCCUUCUCUCGUGUUGGUCAUUAGGCAGACUCUGCUUGUGUAACUCAUUGUGGGCAGUCAUCUUUUUCUAUGAUUAGACAUCAUGACACAUGUCUGUGAUCAUGUCUUUGAUGUGUCUUAAAAUUGAUGAUAACAAUGUCAAGUAUGAGAGAGUGUCAGACAUUAAACACAUUUUUAAAGUCUCCUGGGGGUGGUGGGCACCGCUUGAAUACUUGAAUAUCUUAUAUUUGAAACUAUACAUUACUGAAAAUGUAAGUCCUGUUUGUUUUGUAGAACAAAUAUAUCACUCCAUCAUCUGCAUAUUAACACAAUAUUCCUUAAAAUCUGGCUCAUUUCAAAAACGCUGUUAGGGUGGAGUGAUUGGAAUAAAGAUCGGCUGGAUAUGUGAUCUGGACAAAUCAGAUGAUGAAUGUAACCCCUCCUACUCCUUCACCCGCCUUGAUGCCAUGUCUCAGAAGAAUGCUGUGUCACCUGGCUAUAACUUUAGGUAUGUACUAACUUGACUGAACUAUCAAUUGCCAUUAGCAGAGCUCACAAUAGAACUAAUAACCUUAUAACCUAAUUGAAUUUACUUUCAGGGAUAAAUAAAGUUCUUCUUAUUAAGUGGGAUUGCAAAGCAUUCCUACUACAUGUUAUCCAUAUCUUCAAAAUUCUUCUUCUUCUUCUUCUUCUUCUUCUUCUUCUUCUUCUUCUUCCACCCAUUUUAGGCCCUCUCCUUUCAUACAGUACAGGCCAAAAUUUUGGACACACCUUCUCAUUCAAUACUUUUUUUUGUUCUCAUUACUAUUUAAAUUGUAGAUUCUCAGUGAAAGCAUCAAAACUAUGAAUGCACCCAAGUGGAAUCAUGUGCUUAAGAAAAAAAGUGUGAAAUAAUUGAAAACAUGUAUUUGUAUUGUAUUUUAGAUUCCUCAAAGUAGCCACCCUUUGCUUUUUUGAUAUCAUUGCAAACCUUUGCUGUUCACUCAAUGAGCUUCAUGAGUUGUAGUAGUCACCUGAAAUAGUUUUUACUUCACAGGUGUGCCUUGUCAGGGUUACAUUGUGACUAAGUACUUCUGUCAUCAAGAGCAAAGGGUGACUAUUUUAAAGAAACUAGAAUAUAAAACAUGUUUUCAGUUAUUUCGCACUUUUUUUAAAGUACAAAAUUCCACGUGUUCAUUCAUAGUUUUGAUGCCUUCAGUGAUAUUCUACAAUGUAAAUAGUCAUAUAAAAAAUAAAGAAAAGACAUUGAAUGAGAAGGUGUGUCCAAAUUUUUGGCCUGUACUGUAUUUCAAACCAUUCAAACUUUAAAAUAUUCAUCCCAAUUCAGACAUUUGGGAUUGUAUUCAGAAUUUUCUUAACCUUCAUACUUGGCGAGGUAUUCCCAGUUUUCCAACUGAUUUCUUCCAUUAGAAAUGCAUGGAGUCAAUGAGAAAAGGCUUCAGAUGUAUUCAACUUCAACCUCUUCUCAUUCCUUCAUACUUUUACUUAAAAACUGUGUUCAAACUUUAAAGCAUUCACAAAUCAUCACCUAUUCUCACAUUCAUUCACGACCUUCAUCACUUUCAUACUUUUCUCACAGUAAGUGUUCAAAUGUCAUGAGAAUUUCUGACCUCUUCAGGUUUUAACAUUAGUGUGUGCUGCAUGGAGUGUUGGCAGCUAGAGUGAGUGACAUCAUUGCUAGAGUGAGAGGAUCAUCCUUGAUCGACAAAACCUAGCUCGAAUUAGUGCAUGGGCCCGACAGAUAUUUGGUACACCUCAGGGUGGCAAAGGUUCAUCAUGAUUUUUGGAAAGAUAUAUGUCUGUAGAUUAUAUUUUUGUAUGAUAACCUUUCCAGGUGCCCAGCUAAAUAUUGUUUAUCAGCUCAUGAAGUUAACCACCGUUUAAGAUAAAUUAGAUUUUUUUUCACUGGUGUAUAUCUGGUUUAGGCUCACUGCAGGGACAUUUCUCCAAGGUUUACAAUAGAAUGUUUGGUAUCAUUUUAAAGGGGACCCUUGUGGAUUUCAUUAAAGCCCAUAUGUGUUCACCUUAGACCAACAUAGAAGUCACUAGAGCUCUUCAAAACACAAAAAAUGCAAAUUUUUCUGCAAUUUUUGCCUACAUGAUAUACUUUCUUUUGGCCAUAUGUCACCCAGGGACAUCAGGGAUACAAGAUUUACAAACUGCAAUACUCCCGGGACUUAUACGAUUCAGAAAAAUGUGUAACAUACCCAUACUAUCUCUUUGUGGGAGGUGACUGUGAGGAGUUUUGAGAAGUCAGAGGCGAGAAUUUUGGUUCUGCAGGGAACCGUGGGGGCAUCUCAAGACUCUGUCUCAUCUGUCACACACGCUCAGUGUUAACCUGCUCUCAUCCGUAAAGAGCAUGGUGCACCGAUAGAUCACGAAUCUGCCAGUCUUGGUGUUCUCUGGCAAAUGCCUAUCGCCCUGCACGGUGUUGGGCUGUAAGCACAAGCCCCACUUGUGGACAACAGGCCCUAAUACCGACCUCAUGGAGUCUGUUUCUGACAGUUUGAGCAGAAACAUAAUUUUAGUGGCCUGGUGGAGGUUAUUUUCCAGGGCUCUGGCUGUGCUCCACCUGUUCUUCCUUGCACAAAGGAGGCAGUAGCGGUCGUGCUGCUUGAUUGUUGCCCCCUGCUUGUCUCCUUGAGUACUGGCCUGUUUCCUGGUAUCUCCUCCAUGCACUGGACACUGUGCUGACAUACACAGCAAACCUUCUUGCCACAGCUCGCAUUGAUGUGCCAUCCUACAUGAGCAACUUCUGUGGGUUGUAGACACUGCCUCAUGCUUUCUCUAGGGGUGAGAGCGCUGACAAAAUGCUAAAGUGACCAAAACAUCAUCCAGAAAAGAUGACAACAGAGAACUGGUCUCUGGUCACCACCUGCAGUACCACUCCUUUAUAGAGGUUGUCUUGUUAAUUGCCUCUCUUUCCACCUGUUGUCUGUUCCAUUUGCACAGCAGCAGUUGAAACUGAUUCACAAACAGCUUGCUUCUUAACUGGUUGCAUUUCACAGAAGUGUGAUUGACUUGGAGUUAUAUUGUGUUGUUUAAGUCAUCCUUUUAAUUUUUGAGCAGUGUAUGUUGUUUGUGGUUUAAGGAGCUCUAGUGACCUCCAUGUAUUUCAGAAAGGUUCGUAAUUCGAUUUGAAUGAAUGCUCCAAAUGUUCCCUUUAAAAUGACACCAAACACAAUAUUAUUAAACAUUGGGAGGUGCCCUAACUAUGAGUCUAAACCAGGAUAGGCAACAGCGGCUAACAUCCAAUUUACCACGGGGAGGGGGGUUAACCUGGAGAAGGAAAUAUAGAAAACCAAGGGCCUUAUUUGAAGGGCAACCAGUGGAUUCUUGUUUGGGAAUGCUGGUUGCCCACUUUUCCUCAAAUAUACCUACAGAGUCACAUGAUUCUGAAGUUAUAGCCCAGUCUAAGAUGCCUGUGAGGAGCUAGUUAACCCUUGGCUACACAACUGGAUGCAGGACAGCCCAAUAUGGCUGUCAGCCAAACCCAUUCACUACAUCUUGUCAGUGCCAAAAGUCAAGUGACCUUUGCAUGAAUAUUUAAUGCACUGAAGGGAAAAAAAAUCUGAUCACAAAGAAUUGUAAUGCUGUUUUGAUUCAGUCAUUACUAUUCAUAUUUGUAAUUAGUUGCCAUGUUCAGUGAAUUUUACGGAUUGAUUAAAAGGGUGAAAAAUGUCUACCUGGUCUUUGAUUAUUACUGAAUUAGUAUUAGUAAUAAUAUCAUUACAUCUAAACAAUUGGUGUGGGGAUUUUUUGCGUAGUGCUGGUCCAAAGAAUGAAUGGAGGUGAAUGGGCCUGAGCCGGUUACCGCUAUUUUAAGGCCUCUCACAAAGAAAUAGAAUAUCAUACAUUUCCUGAAUCCUCAAAGUCCAUUUAAUAUUGAGAUUGUUGGCUUUGGGGUCCUUGAUAUCCCUUGAUCCCAUAGAGAUAAAAGAAACUAUAUAGUUUAGGGCGAAAACGGUGGGAAAAUGUGUGUAAUUUAUGGUUUAGAGAGGUCAUGUGACCUGUGUUUUUCAGAAAGAUACAACCAUGGGCUUAAAUGAAAGGCUACAUGGCCCUCUUUACAAUGAUACCAAAUAAUCAUAUAUCAAUUCUUAACAAAUAGGAAACUGAUAGCCAUUUCUAACGUUGGGCGAUAUAUAUCAGUAAUUACACUAAUUAAUCAAUAAUUAUGACUAAACAGUAACUUUUACAGCUGAGCAACUGGCAGAAAUGGAUUCAACACAAAAAAAUCAUACAGAAUAAAUGCAUUUGCAGGGGCUUUUUCAAUUUUCUGUCCUGACUAACAUCCCUGAUGGGAGAUCCCCCCACGGUUCUCGCCUAAACCUAUGACUUCUCAAAACUCCUCAUAGUCACCUCCCACAAAGAGAUAGUAUGGGUAUGUUACACAUUUUCUGAAUCUUAUAAGUCCCAAGAGUAUUGCAGUUUGUAAAUCUUGUAUCCCUGAUGCCCCUGGGUGACAUAUGGCCAAAAGAAAGUAUAUCAUGUAGGCAAAAAUUGCAGAAAAAUUUGCAUUUUUUGUGUUUUGAAGAGCUCUAGUGACUUCUAUGUUGGUCUAAGGUGAACACAUAUGGGCUUUAAUGAAAUCCACAAGGGUCCCCUUUAAAAUGAUACCAAACAUUCUAUUGUAAACCUUGGAGAAAUGUCCUUGCAGUGAGCCUAAACCAGAUACACCAGUGUAAAAAAAAAUCUAAUUUAUCUUAAAGGGUGGUUAACUUCAUGAGCUGAUAAACAAUAUUUAGCUGGGCACCUGGAAAGGUUAUCAUACAAAAAUAUAAUCUACAGACAUGUAUCUUUCCAAAAAAUCAUGAUGAACCUUUGCCACCCUGAGGUGUACCAAAUAGUGAAAUUCUGUCUCUAACCCAUAGCCUAAAUAUAUCUCUCUCACCCCCCAAAUUUCACUCCACAGCCAUAAAAAAUGCAUCAAAAUGGAGGUAAAUUAGUCCUGCUUCUCACUGAAGAGGUGUCAAAUCAUUAAAUUGUACUUCUUGGCCAGCAGGUGACCAACUGUCCAAGCAGGGCAAAGAUUCUGCCCAUUGACUGUAAUGUUAUCUUUUGUCUAUAAAAUCCUGAUGGCCACUAAGGGUCUACACUUUUUACCUCGCUGUUGUGGCCACAUUUUUCAGAGUACAAACAUGGAACACACAUCAUUGUGUUAAUGAGGCUCUUAGGAUUCCUAAGACUGAUGUUCCUAUGUUCUUAUUUUCAUGGUAGGAUUAAGAAAAUUAAGCCAUAUGGAGAAGUUAAGAGGGUUUAGUUUCAUUGGGGUUAGGCAGCUUCUCAUGAAAACAGUUGGUCAGUUGGUCCCUUUGAUCUCUAACAGCUGUUUAGAAUGCAUUAAUUAACAAGACACACAUGCACACAUGGUCAGUGUGUGUGUGCGCUGGUCUUUCUCUGUCUGUGUGACCUGCAUGUACACACAGUAACUAUGUGUGUGCGUGAGUCUCUUUCUGUCUAUGAGACCUACGUACAUGCACACACUUUGACCAUGUGUGUGCUUGAGUCUCUUUCUUUAAGACAUAUAUGCACACACAAGACUACCACUACUUUCUCAGCUUCAAGCCUCAUUUCUCCUACUGUAGUGAUGCAUCUACCUCCCUCAUGGCAACAAAUUGUGUGUCAUGGAGACACACAGCUGACUGGAAAGCUGCUUCUAAUGGCCAUAUGAGACACAUGAAUCCAGGCUCAGCACACAAAGCACUGGGGGUUACAUUUAAAACCUUUCACUAGAGCACUUGACAAACUUCAGCCCCUAUCUCCACACAAACUUUGAGCUACAGAAACUGUCCAGGGCUUCAAAAAUUCAGCUCAUUUAAGACAUUAUGUGGUGUCUUCAGGAUUUUUAUUCAUUUAAAUUUUCCCCACUUUAAAAUCACUCUCAUUAUAAAUGCAUUAUUCAAUUCUCCUUCAAACAAAUUUAAACUCAGACUGAUUCAAACCUUUCUAAUACUUAAAACCUUACUCAUACUUUAUGAUUUUUAAUGAUUUUAAUUUUCUACAUGUUAAGAUUUUUUCAUUAUUUAUACAUUAUUUAAUGAAUUUAUUCAAUUUAUUCAAAUUGAUUCAAACCUUCCUGAUACUUCAAACCUUCUUAUCUUCCUAUCUUACAUAUUUUUUACAUACAGCCAUUUGCAAUUGCAGUUUAGCGUCAGCAAUUUCAAUCGGGGCUAUCCGACUUGCAAUUUCUUCAGAAACUGCAUUUUCCAGUUCUUAUUCUUAUGGACUUGAUGACAGUUUCUGUCGUGGUAUUUUCCUCAAUCAGACACACAAACUAUAGAAAUCUCACCAGAUUACAACAAACAAUAAUCACCGUAUUGCGCAGAAAAGGAUCAUUGAUCACCCCUGAAGAUAACGUGAUGCCUCACAGUCAUUUGCCUUCAGUUUAGAGGUUACUGUUUAUGUUCCUGUCUGAUUUGCUUCAUAAGCUCAAAAGUUUUAUGGAAGAAAAAGACUGUUUGAAAAUUCUGUGUCCAGGUUUGCCAAGUACUACAAGACGGAGAAUGGGACAGACUACAGAACUCUGGUCAAAGCCUAUGCCAUACGAUUUGAUGUCCUGGUCAAUGGAAACGUAAGAGAAUCCUGAUAUGAGUCAAUAUUACAGACUGUGACCUGGUCCAUUCAUGAGUUUUAUGUCGUGUGUGUUCUUGAAAAAAGAACUGUUCCGUACAUAUAAUAGCAGAAGGAUGUUUGAUAGCUGACUGAAUCAUGCAUCACAUUACAUCUUCUUUUAGGUGUGAUAGUAUUCUCAUCCAGUUGAGCUUCACCAGAGGUCUUAAAGAAAUGUGAAUACAUUUCAUGUAACUGGUUUUCCCUCAAUCGUGUUCAUAACAGACUUUAGAUUGAUAUGACAGGUACAGGAGCUUUGACAGCAAAGACGUGCUACAGUUUUAGUGAUGUUUUCCUUUUUUGGGAUAAGAAAAAAACAAAAAAAACAUUGUUCUGUCUUUGUAGGCAGGGAAGUUUAACAUGAUUCCUACACUCAUCAACAUGGUGGCAGCCUUCACAUCAGUAGGAGUGGUGAGUUUUACGCACACAUAUUUAAGCCAAAGUGAGUUCUGUACCAGUGAGCUGUCAAUCAAUAUUUGUCCUGUUUUCAGCCAGUGGGGCUAUCCCUGGUUUUAACCGACUUGAGGCCCAAUGAAGUCACAGCUUCACAUCUCUCAGCCAUCUCUCCACAGCUCAAUGAGUGGAUUUCAAACCAGACAUUUAACACUUAAAAGCUAGUUUUGAUGAAAAUUCCGAGCACCAACAACUUAAGUGAACAGCACAGUUGUUUCUCAAACUCUUUGAAAUAUUAUCUUUCCUUAUUUGACUUUAAACAGGUUGUUAUUGCACAGGGAGUUUGGGAUCUUUCAUGAGAUUUUUCGUCAGUUUGAUAGAGUGAUAGCGUUAGUUCUUUCUGUGUUAGUAUUUCUACACCAGUGUCAAACACGGAAACAGACUGAUGAAGGCAGAAGGGGAUGAAGAGUUCCUGUGUUUUUGAGUUAAAAUGGGUGUUUUCAUUGAAAGGGAGUCAGCUGUAUUUGGGAAAAACAGUACAACAUCUGUUUCUGGUCAUAAAAAAGGCAUGAAUAAAUACAUGUAUCAAAGGGGUUUUUACACAAAAAAAGCCUCAGUCAGUACAUUUGUCACCCAGAGAGAUAAAUGUGCUAUUGUUAUCACUGUUGUUGUUUUUCAGGGCACAGUGCUGUGCGACAUCAUACUGCUGAAUUUCUUGAAAGGAGCUGAGCAGUACAAGGCCAAGAAAUUUGAAGAGGUAAAGUAUCAAAAAGUUUAACCUGAUCUAAUACAAUCUGGACUCCAAAAGAGUCCAGGGGCUGAGAGAAGCCCCUGCUACUCAGGGACUUAAACAGCUGCUACUGUGGCUGUUUUAGUAGUUUGUCAGGUAGUCAUGACUGUGAUGUGUCAGUCACAACUUCAACUCUCAUGCCUAUCAGAUGGUAUAUAGUCCUCUAAAUGGGAUCAUCUCAAAGACUGCAAACUCCUGAGGCUGUGAGCUGUGUUCAGUUAGACUUCUUUACAGGUUUAACAGCAACACUUUUGAUUAAUGAACUCUACUACUCCAUAUCAGCUGUUAAUCCACAGGAAAACUGCAAAGCUGUAGUCAUUCUUGAUUCAAAAUGAGGCAAAAGUUUGUGACCGAGUUAUUAUAAAUAACUCUUCCUCUGUCAUCUGUAGGUGUCGGACAGUCCGCUUCAUUCUGCUGGAGAUGGGUUGUAUCGCUCACAGCUGUCCCUCAGACAUGAUGAGACCAUCAUGAAGUCCAGCGACUCAGGAGCCUUUUCUAUUGAACAGUAUAGCUAAAGCUGCAAAAGAC